Molecule: messenger RNA, 2115 nt
Organism: Eupeodes corollae
Lineage: Eukaryota; Metazoa; Arthropoda; Insecta; Diptera; Syrphidae
Gene: Zasp67
Product: probable serine/threonine-protein kinase kinX
Exons: 8
Coding region: 115-2004 (629 amino acids)
Biological process (GO): actin cytoskeleton organization; muscle structure development
Cellular component (GO): Z disc; adherens junction; stress fiber
Molecular function (GO): actin binding; muscle alpha-actinin binding
Source: RefSeq, a predicted model, not a curated record
UAACGCGAAGCAUCUCGAAAAAAAAUAUCCUCUUCAGUUUAAUUUCUUUUUUCAAUUUGAUUAAUUCUCUCAAAAAGUUCAGAGUUACUGAUUAAUUUUGUUUUAUUUGUAAAAAUGGUUAUCGAUAUUAAAAUGUGUCGUUUUGAUAAUGUCCCUUGGGGCUUUCGAUUAGUCGGUGGAGCUGACUUCGAUAUACCUUUAACGGUCGUCAAGGUAACUGAGGGCAGUUUAGCUGAGGAAGCCGGCCUCAAACUUGAUGACGUUAUUGUACGGAUUAACGAUGAAGCUACAAGUCCCAUGACUCACGAUGAAGCUCAUAGGGUUAUUUCCGGUUGUGGAAACGUUUUUUUCUUAGGAAUUCAAAGGGCAGAAGAAGACACGGAAGAUCAAAAAUUCUUUCCCAUAAUCGCUGCCAAUCCCGAACCCAUACGCUCUCCAACUCCAAGUUCUAUCCACAGUAAAGAACUAUCUCGUAGUCCGCUACCCAUGAUUGAAGAUCGAAAAACUGUUAGUCCAAUGAUUGAAGAACCUGUUAACCAAGUUGAAGAUGAAGAAAUCGCUAGUUUGCUGUCCGCCGAAGCAGAGGUUUUGGAUGAACAUAAUGUUGUCGGUGUUAAUGUCAAUAGAGUAUUCCCGAAGCCAGGGGUUUGUAAGAGCAGUGAGGUUCUUCGUGAACUUAAUGCAGAAGCUAUUAAGACCAAACAAGAGAAAGACUUGGAUAAAAAGAAAUGGACAACUUUUAUGCAAAAACCCAAUAGACCAAUACCCAAGAGCAAGGCACAACUGGAAGCAGAAGCUCGAGCCGCAAAUGCUUACAAAGUGAAGAUCGUUAAGAAUUAUAAGAAACCUGAGCCAGUGGUGCGUCCACCUACCCCAAUUCCCGAAUUGCAACCGGAGGUAAUCGAACCACCAAAAGUUGAAACUCCUCCUCCAGAAAUUGAAGAAGAGCCCCCUACUGACACCGAAGUGCCGAAUUUGGAGCCAACUGAAGAAGCAAUUGCUUCGGAAGAGCAAAAAGCUGAACAAAUUGAAACUGACGAGGCUAAGCAAAAGGUUGAAGAAGUUGAAAGUAUCAGGGGUGAGUCCGUUGCCAAAGAGGAGCGUGUUAUUGAAUCAGUCGAUCGUGAAGGAAAACUUCCUUCAGAAAGUGGUUCGCUUAGAGAAAAAACCGAGGAAGAAUUACAACUUGAGCAGCAACUUGCUCACGUUCAACAACAACUUCUUGCUCUGGCCAAUCUUCCUUCGACUAUUCAGAGUACACUUGAUGCAGUAACCAAACAAUUGAGUGAACUUUUGCCAACUUUCAAACUACAAGCCAAAAUUGAAAAGGAAGCCACUCCAGAAAUUAAGGAAGAAACUAAACAGGAAGAAGUAAAAAAAGAGGCAACCAUUGGCGAAUCAAAUGAAGAAACAGUUGUUGACAAGGAAAUAGUUGAAGUUAAUGAGAAUUCUGUUGAGACCAUUGAAACUGAAGUAAUCCAAUCUUAUCACGAAGAGUCAUCUGUUAAAAUUGAAACCGAAACAAAGCAAGAAGUCACAAUUCAAGAAUUCGAAACCAGUCACAGAAAUAUUGAAGAGGAACAAAUGGAGGAGGAACAGAAUUUGAAGAGGAAGAAAGAAAAUGGUGUUAUUGAAGAGCUUCAAAAACAAAUGCAACAGAAGGAAACUCAAAAACGUAAAAAGUCCAAACGCAUGUUCGGUCCAUUGGUACCUCAAGAGAGACCAUUAGUUUUGCCAGGUGGCAGACGAUGGUAUCGUCCUAAGGAUGCUUAUAAUGAUGAAUUUAUUGCAGAGACCUUAACUGCCCAGGCAGAACUUAUUGCUGGCACGGCUGUUGGAGUUAACUUUAUGAAAUACCAAAAACCAGAAAAGAAAGUCGAUUUGGAUAAGAGCGAAGUUUACAAAAUUCUCCAUCACUUGGAUAAGUCACCAAUAAGAGGAAUUGAAGUUCGUCCACCUGUUGUUGUUGCUGAAGCAGACAUUAGGAGAGUAGUUGAAUCAUAAGACUUACGCAAAAAUUAAACUAUUUGUAACUUUUUGAAAAAAAAAAAUAACGGGUGUAAUGUUAACUGAACGAUCUAAAUAAAUAUUUGAAGUGAAAAGCUUCUGAAAGGG